AUACAAUGAACGAAAUAGAACAUAAACUACAUGUACCGCGACUCCUCACAUCCUUGUUUAUAUCAUGACGUCAUCAAAGUGCGCCACUAUUCAACAUAAACUCAACACAAACGCUUGCGGAACAAUAGUUUGGGUACUUUUGUGUCGAACAUAGCCUGUGAUUGGACGAGGGAGGUCACAUGGCUGGCUCCGCGGUUGUCAGCGGUCGAGACCGGCCUGCAUCCAGGACCAGCUUCAUCACUGAGAUACAGGGCAUGAUGUUUGCUCUGGGAGACACUCGUCGACCCUUGCAUGAAACGGCAGCCCUGGUGGAGGACAUUGUCCAUACACAGCUCAUCACCAUGCUCCAUCAGGCCAGCGAGGGGGCGACGCUACGUGGGUCAAGAGUCAUCGCCGUUGAGGAUAUCCUCUUCCUGAUGAGGAGAGACAAGAGAAAAGUAUCCAGGCUAUUGAAGUAUCUCCAGUUCAGAGAUUACAAAUCCAAACUUCUUAAGACGCUGGAGGACGAAGACACACAGCCGGACUCAGGUUCCCUUGCCGGGGGUAACCAGCGGAGGCAGCGCUUGGCCCAGGACUACUUGGUGUGGCUGGACCACACGGGGGAGCUUCUGUCGCUGACUGAGAGACAGGAAAUGGACCCCAUCAAGCAAGAGAGGAUGGAGCGUGUUGAGCGUAACACACGAGCAAUGGACCAGGCACAGUACUCGGAAUUCUGUGAGAGUCGACAGCUCAGCUUUGCCAAGAAAGCGUCCAAGUUUCGGGACUGGCUGGACUGCAGCAGCCUGGAGUUGAAACCGAACAGUGUUGCCAUGGAGAUCCUGUCCUACCUGGCCUAUGAGACCAUCGCUCAGAUUGUGGAUCUGUCUCUGCUGGUGAAGCAGGAAAUGGUGGCAAAGAUCAAUCCUGUCAGUCAUGUGAUCUCCGCCAGCCAGAUCCACUACAACACACACACCGAGGUUAAAAAGGAAACAGACUCCCCUGAAGCCACUCCCCCCUCCACACCAGGCUCCUCCCACUCCUCCAAACCCCUCCUCCAAGGUAACGGCAGUCUGGAUGGUCGAGUACGGCAGCGGAAACGCAAGAAGACAUGUCCGGUCGGAACGGCGGAACAUUCCAGCGGCGCCAUCCUGCCUUGUCACAUUCGAGAAGCCAUCAGACGAUACCACUACAGACACACGAGUGCCUACAGGAGGAGUGGGAUGGUCUUCCUCGCCUGCUGAUGGUGUUUGACUGAAGCCUCACGCCCCCUGGUGGUAUAAGUUAGUUCCUACAACAGUUAGCAUUGCUCAAAUAAACUUUAUUCAUUCAUUCAUUUUCUACCGCUUAUCUUCACGAGUGUCGCGGGGGGUGCUGGAGCCUAUCCCA
Doryrhamphus excisus (bluestripe pipefish) is the source of this 1365-nucleotide messenger RNA. RefSeq names its product SPT3 homolog, SAGA and STAGA complex component (gene supt3h). Gene Ontology annotation, molecular function: protein heterodimerization activity; transcription coactivator activity. Gene Ontology annotation, biological process: transcription by RNA polymerase II. Lineage: Eukaryota; Metazoa; Chordata; Actinopteri; Syngnathiformes; Syngnathidae. The record is from RefSeq and is a predicted model, not a curated record.